UUGAUUUUUCCUUCCCGCCGGCUCUUGACGGUUGCUUUUGGCACGUGCAAUUUUUUCACACAAAGUAAAAUAGAAAAUUUUCGCUCUAAUUCAUAGUUAAACACUGAUGCUGAUUAUCGGAAAUUAAUCUAUUCGAUUAUUAGCAGUGUUUAGCAAUGUCACCAUCACCGAUCCGAUGCCGUGGUCCAUGGAAAAUACAAAAGCGUUCAUCAGAGCCAGAUCGUUGGCUCGACGAGAUGGGCUUUUUUCGCAAACAUACAGCUAGAGACUCCAGCUGCCUUUUUAGGGCAGUAUCCGAAAACAUAUACAACACACAGCGAUACUAUCACACAGUUAGAAUAAAUUGCAUAGAAUUUAUGGCUUCUAACAGGCAUCUUUUUGAGGGGUCAUUGAGUUGUCCCAUUGAAAAUUAUCUCAAAGAGAUGUCGAAUCCUUCUGAAUGGGGUGGAAUUAUUGAGGUGUCAGCUAUGAGCCAUUUGUAUAGACGAGACUUUGUAAUAUUUGAAGCAAACAAAGGUCCACAAACAAAUAUCUGCAAUGGUUAUGGCAAUACUAUUUAUUUAUUCUAUUCCCCUGACACAAAACACUUUGAUGCAGUAUACACCAAAGAAUUUAUUAACAAUUCUGCAUUCUGUCAAUCGCUUGUGUACGAACUCCUAUAUGAUCGUGUGUACCACCUGGAGGACUUGUCUUAUGCGAUUGAAAAAAUGCUCCACGACAAAGUUUCAAGCAACCACAUUGAAUACUUCCUCCCUGAGAAUGUGGAACGAUGCAAGAAACAGAAAGAGAGAGCUAAGAUUUUCAUUGAAGAAACUAAUGAAGAUGACAAAGAUAAAAAUAAUAAUUCUCUGACAUUGAAAUGUAAACAUCAUACCAAUGAUGUUGAGAAAGCAAGCCUGUUUAAGGAAUCAUUAAGCAUAUUUGUGUUCAACCGAAGUCUCAUACAGCUUGAGAAUGUCUGUUUAAAUUGUCUAAACGUAAACAGUGCUAAAGUACUGCUUGAUAAUGGAAUAACACCAUUUCCUUAUAAAGUAGCAAAGGCGUUAGAUCCUGACAUUUAUCGUAACAUUGAAUUUGAUGUCUGGAGCGAAAUGAGAAGAGAAUUACGGUUCGGAGCUCGAUAUUCGGAUGGCACUACUUUGCAAGUAGGCGUUAAGUGCUUGUGCAAGUUAGACGUAGACCAGGCUGUGCCGUACCAUUGUCAUAUUCAGGAAAUGGGACCGGAUGGUGGCCCGUGCUUGGUUUUUAUCGAAGAGCUGGGAGAGAAACGCAUUGUAAACUUUGAUCAAUUGGAACCUCUCCCAGUCGAGGAAAUUAAGCCAUGGGCACCUCCAUAUAGAUACUCUCGAGCUAAUUCUCAACUGCUCAAUCUCAGCCAAAUGCUACAACAGAUAGGUAACAUCGCGCGUAAACAAGGCUUAAAAGCUAACAAGAAAUCUAAAACAGAUGAAAUGAGAGUAUCUGAGAAGGAAAAGAGUAAAAUAGAUUGGAGCGAGGACAAAACAGAUAUGUCUUACGGCACUUACUAUCCUACGUACCAACAUGUGGACUAUUAUAAUUUUCAGCCAAUACCAGUUGAAAUAGAAGCGGUUCCCCUGAUGGUGGACUGUAGGACAGCGGGCGCUCCGCCCCAAGAAAUUAACGGCUCCGCGCCGGACAACCACACUCAGCAAUCGGGUGGUGGGGACGUUGGCAACGCCGUCAGCUCGUCCGCUCGCGCCUCCACGCCCGCUACCACUAAUUCCAUCACCACUUAUACUGGUGGUAACCCGCCGCUCACGCACAUGUCAUCGAGCGUGCCGUACAACUGCGCGCCGUAUAUGUGCGGCGUGAAGUCUGUGGUGUGGUGCGCCCCCCACUCGCCGCAGUUGGCCGGAGCCCAUGCCCCACCCCCACCCCCGCAUGGUGUCAACCCGCACGUGUACAAGAGCGUGCAAGCGAAUGGCGCGGAUCUGCCUAUGAACGACAUACCAACGCUCCGCUACUACUUCAACCUGGGCGUGGAGUGCACGUGGGCGGCGUACGGCCCCCCGCAGCCGCCGCCCCACGCGCCGCAUCACCCGCCGCCCAGGCACUACUCGCCCGCCGCUGUUGCACAGGACAUGCAACAGAUGUCGCUGCACGAGCGGCCGAACCACGACAAGCACAAGCCGAACGACAAGCCCCUGGGGCCCUCCGCGCCCAAGGGCAACGGGCAGAGGCCCUUGCUGGGGCCACGUUUCAAGCGCGGCAACAACCAGGACAACAACCAAAGCAACAAUCACAACCAGAACAAAGGGCACAACAACAACAUGUCCAACAAGGGACCUAACAAUCGCCGCAACUCAUACGUAGACAACCGCAACCCCUCGUACGAGGAAGGUUCCGUAGGAGUGGGGGGAGGGGUUGUGGAAGCACCCCUGCUGACCUUCCCCUACGCGCCCUACCCCCCGCCGAUAUACCCCCUGCCGUACUACCAUAUUGAUGAGCCUGCUAUGAUGGGCAUGAUGAGCGGCAUGAACACGAUGGGCUACAUGUACGAGGAGGGCAUGGAGUUCGGCGUGCAGCCCGUGUACGGCGCGCCGCCCUACCCGCCCGUGCCGCAGGUGCCGCACCCGCCGCACGUGCCGCACCCGCCGCACGUACCGCACCCGCCGCACGUACCGCACUCACCGCACGUACCGCACCCACCGCACGCACAGCACGGACAGCACGUGCACCAGAAUGUGCACGCGCACGCUCAGCCGAUACAUGAGCAUAAGUAGAGGAAAUGGGGACAAGGUUAGGGUUGCCACUUUGGUAUUAUUGUUGUAGGGAAGCCGGUGUGCCUAGUGUGAGUUUUCAUCGAGUACGAAACGUUACUAUCGCGUCUGCGUCACAGCGAAAUUUGUAUGGGGAAUCAAAGCUUCCCCAUACGUCCGCUAGGGGCGCUGUUCGAUUUCCCAUACUAAUUCGGCUGUGACGCAAACGCGAUAGUAACGUUUCGUACUCGAUCAAACUCACACUAGGGGUACAGAUGGCACUUUUUUGAGUUGGUAAUUUUUUUUAAUUUCUAGCUGUAGCGUACAGUUGUGUAUGAUUGUGUGAAGGUAAAUUUUAGUUAUGAUAUACGAUAAACGUACUUUGUUGUGUUCGAUUGAUUUUCAGUGCAAUUCUUGGUCUUAGAAUUAGCGCGCAAGAACAACUUUUGUCUCCGCAACUAUUUUGUCUCC
Messenger RNA from Colias croceus (clouded yellow), 3191 nucleotides. It is a transcript of the gene otu, whose product is annotated as putative bifunctional UDP-N-acetylglucosamine transferase and deubiquitinase ALG13. Gene Ontology annotation, biological process: protein deubiquitination. The transcript has 15 exons. The record is from RefSeq and is a predicted model, not a curated record. The coding region runs from base 156 to 2744 and encodes 862 amino acids. Gene Ontology annotation, molecular function: cysteine-type deubiquitinase activity. NCBI's taxonomy places the organism in Eukaryota, Metazoa, Arthropoda, Insecta, Lepidoptera, Pieridae.